AGAAGUCAACUGCAACUACCAGGAUGCCGAUCUUACUCAGUUUUUAUUUUCUGGUGGUUUUGUUAUUUGUCGAUGGCGCUGAAAAAGAUGAUAUUAAAGACGCAAAUGUCAAUCGUAGAGAAAUAUACGACGACAAAACUGAUAGUUGGGGAUUUGUAGAAGAUUUGAAAGAUCAUAAGCGAGAAUCUUUAGACAUUGACACGACAGUUGACGAUUUAAUGCAUUCAUUACAAGGGAUAUGCCUUUUCGAUAAACCUAAACAAUCAGCAACGCAAUUGUUAAUAGACACCCAAUCCAUACUGAAAAAUAUUGACGUGUACAAAGAUAUAGUUAAACUUAACAUACAACUAAGAAAUAAGUUGAAAUGGAUAGUUGAAGGUAGCAAAGGUACGAUAGAAAUUUCGAGAGUUAUAAGAAUGUUGAAAAAUGACGUUCAGGGUAUUUGUAAGCCUUUAGAGAAACUUCGCGACUGUGCUGAGUUGAAAAAGAAACACAAGAAGAGCGGUGUGUACAUUAUAUACCCAGACGGUUCUACAGCUAUGACAGUCUAUUGUAACAUGGAUGAAUUCGAUGAGGGUUGGACGGUAUUACAAAGAAGACAGGAUAAAACUGAUUUCUACAGAACAUGGGCCGAGUACAAAAAAGGAUUUGGCAAUGUCGAAAACAGUUUCUGGCUAGGAAAUGACAACAUACAUGUUUUGACCAAAAGUGGGAGAUAUGAGUUACGGAUAGAUUUAAGUGACUGGACAGGGAACAAAUGGUACGCCAUCUACAAGACGUUCUCGGUAGGAAAUGAAAAUACAAAGUAUAAACUUAAUGUCGGAGGGUACAGUGGAAAUGCAAAUGAUGGUAUGGCGUUUCAUAACGGAAUGAAGUUUUCAACCAAGGAUCAAGAUAAUGAGAAGAAAUCAAGAGACUGUGCAAAGUUAGCUAAAGGAGGAUGGUGGUAUGCAGACUGUCAUGAAGUUAACUUGAAUGGGAUAUAUAAGGCAGGACUAACAAGUAAAUGGGAUGUUGUCAGUUGGACUAAGUUAAAGAAAGAGACCUAUUCUAUGAAGUUUGCCCGUAUGAUGAUCAGAAGGUUUUGAAAUCCCCUUUGAGUGUUGCAAAGUGUAUGGGAACUAGUUCAGACAUUUAGA
Molecule: messenger RNA, 1139 nt
Organism: Mytilus trossulus (common blue mussel)
Lineage: Eukaryota; Metazoa; Mollusca; Bivalvia; Mytilida; Mytilidae
Product: fibrinogen-like protein A
Exons: 9
Coding region: 24-1088 (354 amino acids)
Source: RefSeq, a predicted model, not a curated record